UCUUCAAUUCCCUCUUUUUUUUCUCUCUCUUUUAAAUUCAACUUUUUUUCCAAGAUUUCAAGUUUUUUGAUACCCCUUUGGAGGAUAGUACCUGGGUUUCAAGUUUUUUUUUUUUGUGAAUUUGAUUGAUUUCGAGGUCAUCAUAUACGUGUUAAAUGGGUUGCUUUAAGUGUUAAAACAUUCCUGGAUCAGAUGUAAUACAUGUCACUACUCUGGUAUUCUGACAAGAUCGAGCGGAAACAUGAAGAAUUUAGAAAAUGAGAAUUCUAUGCAAAUAGAUGAUAGAAGUUCUGGUACGUUUUGCAAGUUUUGUGGCAAAAAGCAAGAUACUACAACUUGUUUGAUCAGUCCGACUGCUUCAUUGCAUAGCAGUAACAGCUCUAUGUCAUGUUACAGUGACUUUUCAGGUGAUGCAAGCUCAGAUGGGAGGGUUAAUAUUGAUGAAUGUAGCACAGAGAGCAGUCAAGAGGACUCCUGCAGCAAAGUUGAAGGGGAUGACUAUGAUGAAUCUGGAGUCUCUUCUAGUUAUGAACUGGAUCAGUUCUGGGUGCCCCCAGAACCAGAAUGUUGUGAUGAUGAUAUGGAAGACAGUGUGGCUAAUUGUGAUGAUGAUGAAUGCGGCGAUGGCUGGGGCAAGCCAACUUCUUUAAUCAGCCUCGGAGAUGAAGGUUCUGGGAGCUACAAAUUUAAAGAGGAAAAGAGGAAGGCAUUGGAAGAAGUGAUGAAUGGGAAGCUUAAGGCCCUUGUUUAUGACCUUCUUAAGUCUUUUGGUGUUGCCUCAUCUGGGGGUGACAAUUGGGUUGAUAUAGUCACCUCCUUGUCUUGGGAGGCUGCUUCAUUUGUGAAGCCUGAUUCUGCUGAAGGAAAGGCCAUGGAUCCUAAUAAAUAUGUGAAGAUAAAAUGUAUACGAUCUGGUUCUCCCAGCCAAAGUCAAUUUAUCAAAGGCAUGGUCUUCAAAAAGCAUGCUGCACAUAAACAUAUGCCAACUAAGUUUGAAAAACCUAGGCUGCUGCUGAUUGAGGGUGCACUAGGUCUCUCAAGUGAGUUGUCAUCAUUUGAGUCAAUGCGACAGGAGAAAGACAGUGUGGUGAAGUCUAUCACUGACAUUCUAGAGAGGUAUCAGCCAAAUGUGAUAUUGGUAGAGAAAACAGUUUCUCGUGACAUACAAGAGUCUAUUCUCAGGAAAGGAUGGACACUGGUCUUUGAUAUGAAAGAACAUCGCCUGGAGAGAGUUGCUCGUUGCACUGUUUCACCAAUCUUUUCUUCUGAAAUCUUGUCUGGCCAUAAGCUUAGACAGUGUGAUUCCUUUCAUUUUCAAAGGUUCGUAGAGGAACAUGACACUUUUGAUGAUGGUGGAAAAAGGCCUAGUAAAACACUGUUGUUCAUUGAGGGCUGUCCUACUCAUCUGGGAUGUACGAUUUUGUUAAUGGGAGCUAACAGUGAUGAAUUGAAAAAGAUCAAAUGUGUGGUACGAUGUGCAGUGAUCAUGGCAUAUAAUUUAAUCCUCGAGACUUCUUUCCUUCUAGAUCAAAAAGCAAUGUUCUCGACUAUUCCUCUUAACCAGGUGGUGAAUUCAACAGCUACUGAUGACCCUCCAGCUGUUAGUGGUGAACAAGGUGAUUCUCUGUUAUUUGAACCAUAUAAUCCAGUUCUUUCUGGGUUGUCAUCUCUCUCAGCCUCUCUGAAAAAGGUUAUGGGGGACAACUUUCCUCUCUGCCCCACCUCUGGUCAAUCCAUGCCCUCAUGUUUCAUUGAUAAUGGAUCCAAUGAAGAUGAUCAGGAACAAACUGAUACUCAAGUUCCUGACGCAACUGAGGUGGUUAAUCAAAGUGAUACAGAUCAGAAAGUCACUACUUGUGAUGACGAGAUGGCAUCCGAAAAAGAACAGUUGCAUACUCCAAUAGUGAGCCAGGGAGAAUCUUUAGAAUCACAGGUAUCUGGUAAUAUGGGUAAUGGUGUUAAAUCUAUGGAUACUGAGAGUAUAUUGGUUCUGAUAUCAAGCCGGAAUGCUUCAAAAGGGACUAUGUGUGCCCAUGGUCAUUUUUCUCGCAUAAAGUUCUACCAAAAUUUUGAUAUUCCGCUUGGAAGCUUUUUGCAGCAAAAUUUGCUAAGUCAGAAACUCCCAUGCAAGAGCUGUGAUGGACCCCCUGAAGCUCACAUUUUCUAUUAUGCACAUUACAAUAAGUUACUUGCAAUUCAAGUUCGUUCUCUUCCAAAAGACAAGGGGCUUCCAGGUGAAAGGGAAGGGAAGAUUUGGAUGUGGAGUCGUUGUGGUAGAUGCAAGUUCCAGAUUGGCAGCUCAAAAUCUACGAAAAGAGUUUUAGUAUCCACUGGUUCGCGUGGUUUUUCAUUUGGAAAAUUUUUGGAGCUCAGGUUCUCAAAUUCCUCUUUGUUCAAUAGGCUGCCUAUCUGUGGCCAUUCUUUGCACAGGGAUUUCCUCUACUUCUUUGGGUUAGGGCAUAUGGUUGCGGUGUUUAAGUACUCAACGGUUACUACUUACUCCGUGGCUCUUCCUCCAGAAAAGCUGGAAUUUAGCAGUUCUGUCAAUGAAGAAUUUCUUAAGAAGGAUUUUGAAGAUGUGAACAUGAAAGGGAUUAAGAUGUUUCGUGACGUAGAAAAAGCUUUGAAGGCAAUAGAGUCUCGAUUUGUUGGAACUACUCUAAAUCUUCAAGGAUCAAUUAAGAAAUUUUCUGAAAUUGAGAAAAUGUUGAAGGAAGAGAGAACUCAAUUUGAGAUUGGUAUUCAAAAUGUCGUUAUGGAUGGGAAUCGGGAUGUCGUCAUGUAUAAACUUCUAAUGUUGAAUAGAAUACGGCUGGAGCUUUUGCUGGUGUCCUGUGUGUGGGAUCGCCGUCUUCAUUCAUUACUAUCAUCUGAUUGUACCGCUGCCAAUCCCAAAACUAUUGACCAGAGUAUCAAUGCUAUUAACCACAGGGAACAACAAGAGAGAAGCAAUGUUAAAGGAGACACUAAAGGUUAUCUGGAAAGAGAUGACAGAGCAUUGGAAGAUUGUCCGGAUCUGAAAAUCAAGCUAGUUGAAGACUCUUGUGGAGAUGAUAACAGUAGGACAGAAACUACUGUAGGAAGUCGUGGUGAUGUUUUGGAUGCUGACUAUGAUCUGAAACCGAAUGUUGAAUCAUCUGCUAAAUUUCCCAUUGAAGAAACUCCCGUUGAUACACAUGAUUGUGGACAAGAUGAACCAUCAAAUUUAUCUGCUUGCAAUGAUGGUGCUGAGGUGACAACUGCAGCCAAAGUAAAUGGAAACAACUUUUCCCUUCAGGAUAUUACAGUGAAAUCUGAUCUCUCUGAUCACUGCCUUUUUGAUAAUGAAAGUAACUUACAGCUCAAUCUUCCUUCAUCCAUUCAAUUGGAGACGGAUAAACCAAUUGCCGUUGAUGCUGGGGGUACGCAUGAUCCUAUUCAUUCUCAAAGGAGUAGAUCCCUCUCCUCAAUAUUUUCCAACAUAGAGAAUGAUGAGGGGUGGUGGACUCCAUUCCCUGAAAUUUGGUGUCAAUACAUGGAGGAUCUCCAGAGAGGUCACCUACCGAAAUUAGGAUCUAUCACAAACCAUGAUGUAGAAUCUACUACUUAUAAACUUAUUACCGACAUGAGUGCGAAGCUUCACAUUCCCCUUGGAAGUGAUAAAUACAUUGUUUCUGAUUAUGAAGAUGAAUUUUCUAGCAUAAUUGCCUGUGCUUUGGCCUUGCUGAAGGAUUUGCCUAUUGUAUGUGAAGAUCUUGGGCAUGAUGGCAGAAAAGAUAGAGGAAUUGAUCCUAAGGCGUAUGAGAGUUCACAAGGCUUAAUGCAGAUGUUCUCUCUAGCUUCUCCACAUUUGUCUUCAACUGGUUCAUUGGAUUUAACAGCGUAUCACUCUUCGAACAUGUCAGAGGUAGCACGCUCAUCAAGUUUAGAUGGGGUAGAUUUGCUAGAUUCAUCGGUUUCUUUCACGGCUGUUCAGGCGGAAGUCUCCAUGGGUUUGGGUAAAUUGACUGGGAAGUAUAAAUACUCAGUCCUCUGUCUCUAUGCCAGCCAAUUUCGUCAAUUGCGAGAUCGAUGGUGCACUUCAGAAGUUGAUUUUAUUGCUUCCUUGAGUAGGUGUAGGAGCUGGGAUGCAAAAGGUGGCAAAAGUAACUCUUUGUUUGCCAAAACAGUUGAUGAUCGGUUUAUCAUCAAGGAAAUUAAGAGAGCGGAAUUUGACUCGUUCUUGAAGUUUGCUCCUAGUUAUUUUGCAUACAUGGAUCAGUGCCAUGCUAAGAGGAAUCAAACCUGCCUUGCAAAAAUUCUUGGCAUUUAUCAGGUCAGUGUAAGGCCAAGAGGUGGAAAAGAGACUAGGCACGAUCUCAUGGUGAUGGAGAACCUUUCAUUUGGUAGAAUUACUACUCGGCAGUAUGAUCUGAAAGGCGCUUUGCAUGCUCGAUUUAGUGCAGCUGGCAAUGGUGCAGGAGACGUUCUUUUAGACCAAAACUUUGUGAAUGACAUGAAUGUUUCUCCUUUAUAUGUCGGGACAAGAUCAAAGAGGGCUUUGCAACGGGCUGUAUGGAAUGACUGUACUUUCCUCAAGUCAAUCAAUGUGAUGGACUAUUCUCUACUUGUGGGAGUGGAUAGCCAACGCCAUGAACUUGUUUGUGGCAUCAUUGACUAUCUCAGACAAUAUACAUGGGACAAACAACUCGAGAAUUGGGUCAAAUCUUCACUUGUGGUUCCGAAGAAUCAGCUUCCUACUAUCGUAUCUCCAAAAGAGUAUUAUAAGAGAUUUAGGAAGUUCAUUGACACACAUUUCUUAAGUGUUCCAGAUAAUUGGUGCUCCCAAAAAUCUUCAAAUCCUUGUGAACUUCUUCGCACGGUAAGCAGUAUAACCCCACAGUCAGAGUCUGAUGAUGGUGAUUCUGAUCAACCAAAGUACACUGGUGAAGGGGAACAUAAAGAUACGUACUCUGAUGCUUAAUGGCUUGCAUCCUCUGAGUUCUGUUCCCUUUUAAGUUGUUCUCGUCCCCGGUGAAGUCAUUAGUUUGUGUACAUAGUUGUUUAUCUCCCGAGCAUCUAGAUAUAUACGCCCUCUUAUUUCUGCGAUUAUUUUUAGCAAAGUUAUGAGGAUGGCUUUAUUCUUUAGGUUCAUUUCUAGCUUGCAGUAUAUACCAAAGUUCUUGUGAAGUCUAUGAUUUAUUGUAAAAAGCCCUUUAGUAAGCUUGAGUAUUAUUUAGGCUGUAAAGGGAAAAAAAGAUAGCAGUUGAACCUGCUGAUUGUUGAAAUUUUUGGCUGUAAGACAAUAUUCCUAUAAAUCCAUUGUUGAGUUUUUGGUUA
This is a messenger RNA of Solanum tuberosum (potato), 5298 nucleotides long. RefSeq names its product putative 1-phosphatidylinositol-3-phosphate 5-kinase FAB1D. The coding region runs from base 242 to 4942 and encodes 1566 amino acids. Gene Ontology annotation, molecular function: ATP binding; 1-phosphatidylinositol-3-phosphate 5-kinase activity. The record is from RefSeq and is a predicted model, not a curated record. The transcript has 13 exons. Gene Ontology annotation, biological process: phosphatidylinositol phosphate biosynthetic process. Lineage: Eukaryota; Viridiplantae; Streptophyta; Magnoliopsida; Solanales; Solanaceae. Gene Ontology annotation, cellular component: endosome membrane.